Myxocyprinus asiaticus (Chinese sucker) is the source of this 5227-nucleotide messenger RNA. RefSeq names its product sodium-driven chloride bicarbonate exchanger-like. Gene Ontology annotation, biological process: bicarbonate transport; monoatomic anion transport; regulation of intracellular pH. The record is from RefSeq and is a predicted model, not a curated record. Gene Ontology annotation, molecular function: sodium:bicarbonate symporter activity; monoatomic anion transmembrane transporter activity; solute:inorganic anion antiporter activity. The coding region runs from base 189 to 3794 and encodes 1201 amino acids. NCBI's taxonomy places the organism in Eukaryota, Metazoa, Chordata, Actinopteri, Cypriniformes, Catostomidae. The transcript has 26 exons. Gene Ontology annotation, cellular component: basolateral plasma membrane; plasma membrane.
CGGACGCGCGCGAGUGAAGAAAGAGUGCUCGCUCUCCUUUCAAGAAAAAAAAAAAAAAAAAAACAACGCUUAAAACCGUAAUUACACCGCAUAAUCACAUCAACAUACAUGACAUUUUAUUUCCACGUUCCCAACAGUUUACAGAAAUCGCCCAUAGAGAAACAGGGCCAGAGAGGAGAAGAUCAGGGAUGGAUGUGAAAGAUCAAGGAGCGCAGAUGGAGCCGCUGCUUCCUGCGAGGCAUGAUGAGGAAGCUGUGCUGGAUAGGGGUGGGACUCGAUCCAUGCUCAACACCAAUUUUGAGAAAGAGGAACUAGAAGGUCACCGUACCCUCUACAUUGGGGUGCAUGUACCUCUGGGUCGGAGGUCACACAGAAGGCAUCGUCACCACGGCCACCGCCACAGGAAGAGGUCACGGGAGAGAGACUCUGGAACCGAAGAUGGCAGGGAAUCUCCAUCAUUCACGGACACACCAUCUCAGCGUGUGCAGUUCCUGUUGGGUAUGGAGGAUGACGAGGAGCACAUUCCUCAUGCGCUCUUUACUGAGCUGGACGAGAUCAGCCUGAAAGAGGGAGAGGAUGCGGAGUGGAAAGAGACGGCCAGAUGGUUGAAAUUUGAGGAGGAUGUGGAGGAUGGAGGGGAGAGGUGGAGUAAGCCAUAUGUUGCUACUCUCUCCCUGCACAGCCUGUUUGAGCUGCGGAGCUGCAUCCUCAACGGCAACGUCAUGCUGGACAUGAGGGCUAGCUCAUUGGAGGAGAUCGCAGAUAUGGUUCUGGACCAACAUGAGAUGUCAGGUGUUUUGGGAGAGGAGGUGAGGAAAAAGAUCCGAAAUGCCCUUCUUAAACAGCACCACCAUCAGAACCAGAAGAAACUAGCCAACCGGAUCCCCAUCGUUCGCUCUUUUGCAGAUAUCGGCAAGAAGCAGUCUGAGCCACACUCCAUGGACAAGAAUGUUAUCGUCAUGACCCAUCCACUUCCAAGUCCCCACUCCUCUCUCUGGUCUAGCUUCAGCCGAAUUGUGAGAGACAGUCAGGUGCUCUUAUGCCCAGCCUGGUCCCAUCGCUGUCCCAAGUGUGUGUCCACUCACAAGAAACCCCAUCCAUGCCCUUCUGCCCCCCCUGCCCCAGACAACUCACACUUCCGCCCUACAAAAGCCCACAUCCCCUUCAGCAAGCGACUCAGCCUGCCUUAUGGCUAUCACGAGAUACCCAACCUUGACCCUGAGGAAGAGCCACCAUCAGGUCAGAUGGUGUCCCCUCAAGCUCAACCCGCCAGUACAGAAGGACGUGGGGAAGGCAGUCGUGAGAACAGUGCUGUCGACUUCAGCAAGAUAGACCUCCAUUUCAUGAAGAAGAUCCCACCGGGGGCCGAGGCUUCCAACAUCCUGGUGGGUGAGCUGGAGUUUCUGGAGAAACCUGUGGUGGCCUUCAUCCGUCUGUCCCCCGCUGUGCUGCUCAACGGGCUGGCAGAGGUUCCUAUCACAACCAGGUUUCUUUUUAUUCUGUUGGGGCCGAUGGGGAAGGGCCCUCAGUACCACGAGAUCGGCCGUUCCAUCGCCACGCUCAUGACAGAUGAGGUGUUCCAUGACGUGGCUUAUAAAGCAAAGGAUCGCGUUGAUCUUGUGGCAGGAAUUGAUGAGUUUUUGGACCAGGUGACUGUGCUGCCCCCGGGCGAGUGGGAUCCUACUAUCAGAAUAGAGCCACCCAAAAAUGUGCCCUCUCAGGAGAAGCGUAAGGUUCCUCCUCUGGCCAAUGGAGGGGCAGAUUUGGGGGAAGCCGAGGAGCAUGGAGGUCAUGGAGGACCAGAGCUACAGCGCACAGGGAUGUUAUUUGGUGGGCUUUGGUGGGAUAUUAAGCGUAAGGCUCCUCACUACCUGUCAGAUUACACAGACGCCAUCAGUCUGCAGUGUCUGGCCUCUUUCCUCUUUCUCUACUGUGCCUGUAUGUCUCCUGUUAUCACCUUUGGAGGCCUGCUAGGAGAAGCUACAGAAGGACGCAUAAGUGCGAUAGAGUCUCUGUUUGGAGCAUCUAUGACAGGAAUAGCGUAUUCUUUGUUUUCUGGGCAGCCCCUUACUAUUCUGGGCAGCACAGGGCCAGUCUUGGUCUUUGAGAAAAUCCUCUACAAAUUUUGCAAAGAGUAUGGUUUGUCCUACCUCUCCUUGCGUGUGUGCAUCGGUCUAUGGACUGCCUUUUUCUGUCUGUUGCUGGUUGCCACAGACGCAAGUUCGCUGGUGUGUUAUAUAACUAGAUUCACAGAGGAAGCCUUUGCUUCUCUCAUCUGCAUCAUAUUCAUCUAUGAAGCUCUGGAGAAACUCAUCCAUCUGGGAGAGACGUACCCUUUCAACAUGCAUAACGACCUCAACAAACUAACUCAGUACUCGUGUGUGUGCACAAUGCCCGAAGAGCCCAGCAAUGCCACACUGCGAUACUGGCAGGACAAAAACAUCAGUGCAUCUGAGAUCGACUGGUUGAGCCUAGAUGUCAAGGGCUGUUUAGAGAACAAGGGUGAGUUUGUAGGCAGUGCCUGUGGUCAUCAUGGUCCGUACAUCCCUGACGUUCUCUUCUGGUCUGUCGUGCUCUUCUUCUCAACGGUUGCAAUGUCCUCCUUCCUCAAGGAGUUCAAAACCAGCCACUACUUCCCCACUAAGGUGAGGGCAGUGAUAAGUGAUUUUGCGGUUUUCAUCACCAUUAUGACAAUGGUUUUGAUUGACUACGCCCUUGGAAUCCCCUCCCCCAAACUACAGGUCCCUAAUGAGUUUAAACCAACCAGAGAUGACCGUGGCUGGUUCAUCAGCCCCCUGGGGCCAAACCCAUGGUGGACCAUUAUUGUGGCCUUCAUCCCAGCUCUCCUAUGCACCAUCCUCAUCUUCAUGGACCAGCAGAUUACUGCCGUCAUCAUUAACAGGAAGGAACACAAGCUGAAGAAAGGCUGUGGGUACCAUUUGGAUCUGUUUGUGGUGGCUGUGAUGUUGGGCGUGUGCUCUUUGAUGGGCCUGCCUUGGUUUGUGGCCGCAACGGUUCUUUCGAUCUCUCACGUGAACAGCCUAAAGCUAGAGUCUGAAUGCUCGGCCCCAGGUGAACAGCCCAAGUUCUUGGGCAUCAGAGAGCAGCGUUUCACUGGUCUCAUGAUAUUCCUGCUUAUGGGCUGCUCUGUAUUCAUGACCUCCUUACUAAAGAACAUCCCGAUGCCUGUGUUGUAUGGAGUUUUCCUCUACAUGGGUGCAUCAUCUCUCAGGGGCAUACAGUUCUUUGAUCGUCUGAAGCUAUUCGGGAUGCCAACAAAACACCAGCCAGAUUUUAUCUAUCUGAGACACGUCCCCCUGAGAAAGGUCCAUAUGUUCACCACCAUCCAGCUCACCUGCCUGGUGCUUCUUUGGGUCAUCAAAACCUCCAGAGCUGCCAUUGUCUUUCCUAUGAUGGUGUUAGCACUGGUGUUCAUUCGUAAGCUGCUGGACUUUGUGUUUUCGAAGCGAGACCUCAGCUGGCUUGAUGACCUCAUGCCUGAGAGCAAGAAGAAAAAAAUGGAAGAUGCACAGCAAGAGGAGAAUCAGUGCGUCUUAAUGGAGGAUGAAGGGAUCGUACAAGUGCCCCUAGAAGGGCAUUACAAGGAUGACCCAUCCACCGUCAACAUUUCAGAUGAAGUGACAAAGGCAUCUUUUGGAAAUGUCUGGAACAGCCUCACCACUGACAGUGCCAAAAAAGAUCAAAGCUCAAAAAGCUCAAUUGUUGAAGGUGCCAUGAAACAUGAGCAAGAUGACGAAGAGAAGACAGAUUUGGAUAGAGAGACGAGUUUGUGAGUUCACAUUUGAAAAAACACUCUGUAUUGUGCCACACUUAAAGCACCAGUGUGUGCAUCUGUUCUUUAGGUUGUGUGUGCCAGUAUGUGUUAAGGCAUUACAUGUUUUGUGUGUGUGUGUGUGUGUGUGUGUGUGUGUGUGUGUGUGUGUGUGUGUGGAGAUGUCUUGAGCAUUUGAAUAUGUGUACGAAUUUGCUGCCCAGGGGGAUUGUAGGAUUGUGUGUUUUCCAGUUUAAUGGUCCAAUGUAGUUUCACCUAUAGAAAUAAAAAAAGGAUUACUUUUGUUUUAACACAGUAGAGUGUAUUUUGUAUGUUUUAUAUUUUUUGACAGUAGAUCCUAUUGAAAUUGUUUGUCUUAUAGCCUGAAUAUAAUGUUUAUUAUAUAAAAUUCAUUCUUUUUUAUUAUGCAUCAAUGAUAAAUAUUAAUUUGCAGGCAUAGUUAAAUUAUCAUAAUACUCAUUAAAAAGCUGUUUCUAAUGGAAGAUGCAAACCUAAUUAUAUUAAACAGAACUUAUCACAUCAUGCUUGUUAAAUGUCUUUGUAAUUGUCAAAAUGUUCUCCACAUCACUUCAUAAGGUACUUGAUGUUAACAUUUACUACUUGCAAACUAUGACUAAUAUUUAUAAAGUACUUUUAUGAACAAAUUUUUUUUUUUUUUUUGUGAAUUUUAGUGUAAUAUUUCACUAAAACAAAUAUAUGAGCCAGGACUGUGCUCAUUUUAGCCUACAAAACAUUCUCUUGUACUCCUUCUCUAAGAAUUAUUAUUAUUUUUGUUGUUGAAAAUGAUUUAUAAAAAGCUUUAUCUCAUGUUUGAAACAUUCUGUGUAGCACUUAACCAAGCAAAUAAUAGUAAAUAUAUAUUUUGUUAAAAUGCUUCAAACUGUAUAGUGCUGUCUUCACAAUGUUUCUGAGUGACAGCGCAUCUGUCUCCUCUACAAGACUCAAUUCCAAGCUGUGAAAAGACCUCAUGACCCAAAUGAACUGGUUAUAUAACUGCCGAUAAUACAAAACUCAUACAAGAAAUGCAAUAAUAAUCCUUUUCAUAAGAGGGGCAUUAUACCAUGUACUUACCAGAAACAAAUCUGACAUUUAUCAUCAACACACGUACAUGCGAUUAUGUAUCUUGUCUAUGUGUAUAAUAUUAAAUAACAAAGUUAUUUAAUGUAUGGAUAGAUUUAAAUAUGUAUAGAGUGGGUGGGGGUGGGGAGUGGGGAUUAAUGUUUUCAUGUUAAUGUCAGUGUUAUUACAGUGUUUGUUGACAAAAUUACACUCGCAUUUGACAGACACACACAUCUAUGUAUGAUAAGUUUGAAGUUUUGUUAAUAUCACUGUAAAAUAAGCAUUACUUCCUGAAAAAAAACUUCUGUUGUUUAUUAAAUUGUAUCACUACAACUGUGAGACAUUUUUAUCAGAUUAAAUGUGACUGCAAAUAAA